This is a messenger RNA of Vicia villosa (hairy vetch), 1122 nucleotides long. RefSeq lists its product as uncharacterized. The coding region runs from base 1 to 1122 and encodes 373 amino acids. Lineage: Eukaryota; Viridiplantae; Streptophyta; Magnoliopsida; Fabales; Fabaceae. Gene Ontology annotation, molecular function: zinc ion binding. The record is from RefSeq and is a predicted model, not a curated record. The transcript has 2 exons.
AUGGCGGUAGCUCAAGAUGGAAAUAGUAAUAUCUUUCCAGUUGCUUUUGCUCUUGUGGAGGGGGAGACCACAGAUGGUUGGGGUUUCUUUGUAAAGAACUUGAGAAUGCAUGUAGCCCCUCAUCCUGGCUUGUGUUUGAUUUCAGACAGGCAUGCAUCAAUUGAAAGUGCUUACAAUAAUCCAGAGAAUGGUUGGCAUGAGCCUCCAUCUGUACAUGUCUAUUGUAUCAGACAUAUCGCACAAAAUUUCAUGAGGGAGAUCAAAGACCGUACCCUCCGAAAAAAAGUUAUCAAUAUGGGGUACGCUUUGAACCAACCAACAUUCCACUACUACCGAAAUGAAAUUGGUAUGGCUAAUGGUGAUGCUUUAAGAUGGCUAGACAAUAUUCCAUUGGAAAAGUGGACGAGGGCAUUUGAUGGAGGUCGGCGUUGGGGUCACAUGACAACAAACCUGGUCGAAUCGAUGAACUCGGUAUUCAAAGGCACACGUAAUCUACCUAUUACGGCAUUGGUGCGUGCAACAUACUAUAGGAUGGGAACACUUUUUGCUGAAAGGGGUGCUAAGUGGAGUGCAGUAUUGAGUUCUGGACAGACAUUUACAGAAAGUUGCAUGAAGGUGAUGAAAGAAGAAACGGCAAAAUCCAGCACGCAUCAUGUAAGAAUAUUUGACUAUAACCAUAACACUUUCAGUGUGAAGGAGACAAUGGACCAUGGUGAAGGAAAGCCUAUGGGAGAUUACAAGGUAAACCUAAGAGAUCUUUGGUGUGACUGUGGAAAGUAUCAAGCUUACCGUGUUCCUUGUUCACACGUUAUUGCUGCAUGUUCUGUGGUGCGCCAAGACGCCUAUGCUCUACUGUCCGACGUUUACAGAGUCUCAAACUUAUUCGGUGUUUACAGCACAAGUUUUCCAGUACUACCAUUAGAUGAGUAUUGGCCCUCCUUUGAAGGAGAUCAAAUUUGUCACAACCCAUUGAUGCGGAGGAACAAGAAAGGCCGUCCGGUGAGCUCACGUAUUAGAACGGAAAUGGACAAGUAUGAUAAGUUAGAGAGAAAAUGUGCGUUGUGUCGUCUUCCUGGUCACAACCGAAUGAAUUGUCCAAAUGUUGGAACCAGUAAUGCAUAA